This is a messenger RNA of Vigna angularis (adzuki bean), 1113 nucleotides long. RefSeq names its product probable caffeine synthase MTL2. The transcript has 4 exons. Gene Ontology annotation, molecular function: S-adenosylmethionine-dependent methyltransferase activity. The record is from RefSeq and is a predicted model, not a curated record. Bases 1 to 1113 code for a protein of 370 amino acids. NCBI's taxonomy places the organism in Eukaryota, Viridiplantae, Streptophyta, Magnoliopsida, Fabales, Fabaceae. Gene Ontology annotation, biological process: methylation.
AUGGCAACAGAGAGAGUGCUUCACAUGAAUGGUGGUGAGGGAGAAAUCAGCUAUACCAAAAACUCCUUAAUUCAGAGAAAAGUGGCAAGCAUGGUGAAACCUAUACUUGAAGAUACUGUAAAACUGUUGGUGUCAAACAUAAGUUCAGAACGGUGUUGGAAAGUAGCAGAUUUGGGAUGCUCUUCGGGGCCAAAUUCACUCUUUUUUGUGUCAAACAUGUUAAGCGUCAUGGAUAAUGUUAGCAUGAGCUUAAACCAGGAUACGCCACGCGUAUUGCAAAUUUACAUGAAUGAUCUAUUUGGAAAUGAUUUCAACUGCAUCUUCAAGUUGAUCCCUGACUUCUUCCAAAGAAUACGUGGACAAAAAAAGGAUAACCAUGUACGAUGUUUUAUUCAUGCAACACCUGGAAGCUUCUAUGGAAGGCUUUUUCCUGAUGAUUACAUCCACUUCUUUCAUUCUUCUUACAGUCUCCACUGGCUAUCUCAGGCACCGACUUCGACCAGCAUAGCCGAACCACUAAACAAGGGAAAUAUUUAUAUAACAAAUGAAAACAGUCCUUCAGUCUAUGAAGCAUACAUGAAACAAUUUGAAAAGGAUUUCAAACAUUUUCUUAAAUCACGCUCGGAGGAACUAAGGUCGGGUGGUAUCAUGUUACUUACGUUCAUUGGUAGAGAAAAAUCUCAACACAUGACUAGUCCAUGGAGUAUAAUUGGUAUGGUACUCAACGACAUGGUCCAAGAGGGUUUGGUUGAAAGGGCAAAAUUGGACUUUUUUGAUCUUCCUAUUUAUGGUCCAACUCCUGAAGAAGUUAGACAAGUGAUUGAAGAAGAAGGAUCUUUUAGGCUUAAAACAUUGAAGACUGUUAAAAUAGGUUGGGAUGGAAACCUUCAAGAGGAUGUUGAUGAUGCUACAGUUGAUAGCAAAACAAGAGCACUGAUCGUAGCUAAGUCAAUAAGAGCAGUUUUUGAACCUCUUUUAUCGGCCAACUUUGGUGAAGUUAUCAUGGAUGAAUUGUUUUCCAGAUUUGCAAUGAUAGUAGCCAAACUCAUUGAUACUGAGUUUGAAUCUUUGGAGUAUACCAAUGUGAUAGUGUCUAUGACCAAAGAUUCUUAG